GACGUCAUUGUUGCGGAAGUGAAAAGUGUACGUGGGGAAGAAAGGUUGGUCGGACCGCCUUCGUGAAGCUUUCUUGCGGUCUACGCGUACGUCCAAUCCAGCCAAGCUCCGUGGCCGCCGCAACAGAGCUACAGCACCACCCACCCAACGACUGACGUCGGCCAAAUGGCUCGGGGCGUAUAAAACAAAAUGAGACGAGGAGGAACCGCCGACGGGCUGUAAUGCUGCGGCGCGCGCGGCUUGGUCUCCGGCAGGUGCUGAGUCUGAUGGCCCGGAGACCGGCUCUCCUGUGCGGGGCCAUCGUGCUCGGAGUUCUGCUCGUCCUGGCUGUCAAGUUCACAUGCAGUCGUGCAAAGAACGUGGUGGCAGCGGCUCGACCGCCAUUGCGCUUCUUCUCGCCUGAAUCCCCAGUAGUGGAUCUCUACUUGGGUCAGCUUGACCAGGUGGAGCGUCUCAGGAACGUGGCCGAGGUGUCUUUUGUCUUCUUCUACGCGCCGUGGUGCGCCCAUUCCAUGGCUGCCAGGCAGGAAGUCCAGCUGGUGGCCAAGAAACUCUCCAAACAGGUUCAGUUUGUGGCCAUAAACUGCUGGUGGAGUCAAGGCAAGUGCAGGAGGCUCAACCACUUCUACAAGUAUCCCAUCAUCCACCUCUUUUACCGGCAAUUCGGGCCUAUCGAGUACAAGGGUCCGUUCGUGGCGGCCUAUGUGGAAAGUUUCAUCCUCCGAGUGAUCACGCCGCUCACGUAUCUCCCGUCAAGAGUCGCACUGAGGGAGUUCCUCUCCUGUCACGAGCCGCGAGUGGUGGGCUUCUUCCAGUUUACCUCUUCGCCUCAGCCGCCGGGCUACAUGACGUAUCUCGCCUCUGCCCUGCAGGCCCUAAAAAGAGAUUUCCGGGGCGUGGUCCGGUUCGGGGUGGUCACCAACAGACAGGUGGCGGGCGCCAUCUCGCUGGAAGACGACGAAACUGUUUACCUCCACAGAAGAUUUAACUCUUCUUUGAUUUUCCCUCGACGGGAACGCAACUUCACAUCCCGCGCCGUAUGUGGCUGGGUGUUUGAGCACCACGAGAGCGUCCUGCAAUGGCUGCAGCCGCCGGGGACCAAGUCUCGGCUCCUGGAAAAGGAACUGACCAAAGGGGCCGCACUGUUGCUUUUCCUGCCGCACGAUCCUCUCGUGUCCGUGCCGGACGGCCUCCUGCAGCAGGUUGCAGACGUGGCGCUGCGUUAUCACUCGUGUGACACACAGAACCAACACUUGACGUCCAGCUCGCCGUGCUGCCACUCUGUGCCCGUCCCCGACUCGGCCGUGUGGUGUGAGGUGUGCCCGAGCUCGUCGGCACGCUGCUCGUUGCCCUCCGCGCUGCAGUCCGCACACAAACGCCGCUGCCUUCACUUUCACUGUAGCAGCUUCCUGCUAAGCUACAGCCCACUGAGCCAACACAGUGCCUGCUGCGGGAACGUCGACCCUCGACGGAAGGACAUCUCACAAACCGAAGAGGUGUCCCGUGUGCAAAAUUCCUCUCCUUCCACCGCCACGUCUUCGUUCGACGCCCUCAAGGGGCUCCGCUGUCAGACCAACAAGACGCUCAGGUUCUACGUGCUGGACGUGGACCUCAACUGGCCGCUGGCGGAGAGGCUGGGGGCGCCGGGAAACGGAAACGGCUCAUUACGGCGCCACCGGAACACCGACGUGCAAGGGGACGGCUCCUUUGUGGCCAUCGUGAACCUGAAGGACGAGGUGCAUUACGUGCUACAGCGCAGCCCCGCCGCCACGCUCGCCGAAUCUCUCGAGGCCUUCAUCAGGAACUUCAGCGCCCCCUACAACCUCCUGCACAGACACUUGGUGGGCGAGGACUCGAGAGAACGCCGAGCCACGAGUCAGGAGCGAUCCCAGCAGCCCGAGCCUCCACGGCCGCUCAUCGCCGAGCUGACCACGUCCUCCUUCCUGCCCUGCGUCAUGGACCUUGAAAAGGAUGUGCUGCUUUUCUACUACACUCAGUGGUGCGGCUUCUGCUCCGUUCUCAACCACGUCCUCAUCCAGCUGGCUCGAUUGCUGCAGCGCGACAGCGGCGUCACCGUCGCCAGGGUGAAUGUUGCACGUAACGACCUCCCGUGGGAGUUCAUGGUGGAUCGUGUUCCCACCAUUCUUUUCUUUCCACGAUACGGAAAACAACUGAGCGUGAAGUUUCCGGAUGAUCUUCGCAUCACUCUUCCGAACCUCCUGCGCUUCAUCCUCAAGCACUCCGGCUCGCGUCCCGACACGGACGAACCCCGGUCGCCCGACACUCGGGACGCUUCGGGACCCGGCGGCGCCGUCCUACGCGCCGAGUUUGAGUCCCUCCGCCACGAGGUGCAGGCGCUGCACCGUGCCCGCGAGCUGCUUUCCCAGCAGCUGGCGCAGCUUUGGCGCGACAACCGGCAGCUGCGGUUGGACGCUCGCGACCUGGCGGCUCAGAACGCCGAGCUGCGGAAGGAGCAACGCAGCUUGGAGGAGCAGCGGCGGGAGAAGAGCCGACAGCUGGGCGAGGCGCUGCGGCGGCUGCGGGAACUGGCCGACGCCUCGGAGAACCUGCUCAAUCAAAACGCGCUGCUCAGGAUCGUGAUCAAGGCUCUGAAGGAAGAAGACGCCGAAGUAGUGGAGCCGGAGGAGGGAAAGGACGCCUCGGAAACGGAAAGCCAUUUGGCUUCCUGACGGUUGCUACGGGAGAUGGGAGCACCGGAGGCGGGAAGGGAUGAAUUGGCAGUCUGUGAAGUGAAAAGACUUGGUAGCACAGUGGUACCUUGACUUAAGAAACUUACAUUGCCAAUUCGUCCCCAAAAUGGGUGCUUUAAACCAAAAUGGCAGACUUCCUGUUCAAUUUCAGGCACUGUUCAUUGAGACUUUUUCAUGCGUCCUGUCUCGAUAGACACUACGAUCUUUGAAACCGGUGUCACGCGCUGAACUUUCCUAAUACACUACCGUAUUACUUUCACUUACGAAUGCCCCAACUUCAGAUUUUUAUUUUUUUUUAAUUUGGGGUAAAAUUUAUUUUAUAUGCAAAUAAAUUGAGUUACAAGCUUGACCACAGAAGGAAUUAAACUCGUAAGUCAAGGUACCACUUCAGUUGGACAGAAUCUCUUGGACGAGGUUGUCUUUGAAGGAUGCCUGGAACCGACCAAUAUGAACCUAAAAUGUCUGAUUCAAAACAAAAUGGCAGACUUCCUGUGUCUUUUCAGGCGUGGCUUCCUGAGACAUUUUUUGUGGGUCUACUCAUGAUAGACGUGCCAACCAAAUUUCGUGUUGUUAAGUGAAACUGGCUAAAUUUUCAAACUCGUCAUCAUGCUAAUAAGCUAACUAGGGGAUAAGACUCAGCUGUGUGCAGACCUCCACCAAGGCUAACAUUCCUCCUUUCUUUGAAAUGCCAACGGUCGUGUUUGAAGAAAGAAAUUGUUAAUAAGGUAAAUACAUCACUCAGGAGAUAAAAUCUCAAUUUCUAACGUCACAAAGGUGUCUUAUUGUAUUUCCAAUUGAGCAGACAUGGAGCCACGCCCCCCCCGAGCACUUCUCUUCACACAACCACAGCAAUGUCUACCAAAAUUAGCACGUAAUUAAUUUGGUAUGCUGUCAUUAUUCGUCGACAAAUUCAAUUUUUAAUGUGCAGUUUCUGUUCAGCAGACACCGUUUUGCACCCAUUGGUUUUGCGUGAGCUUAUGUCACAUGUGUCCUAUUGCAUUUCCCUUAACGCUUCAAAUUCUACAACCGCAGCAAAGUCUAACCAAAUGAACUAAUUCUAUUUCAAAUUUGUGCACUUUUUCUUAAGGCGACGCCAAUUUGUGUCCUUUUUAUUUUCAUUGAGUGUGGUGAAAUAGUAAUACCUGUCGUAUGUGAGCAUCGCCCAAUGACAAACAGGACUACUUUACGGGGGGUAAUAGGAAUCGAGCAAAUUAGAGUAAAUUAAGUUUUGGGUUUCAGUGCCAAUGACUCCAUCUUCCUUACUUGCUUGAUGAUUGACAGUUGUACACGACUUUGUAAAUUUGAACACUUGAAAGACUUUUGUGUCCCAAAGGAUUGAUCUAUUUUUACACUUUCAAUCACUAAACUUAUUUCUAUCGAACUAUUCAGGUAUUGAGAUGCUGCAACUGUUUGUGUGAAAUAUUGAGCCGUGUUUUUUACGAAUUAAAUUUUUGGGGAUCUUUGCUA
Molecule: messenger RNA, 4178 nt
Organism: Phyllopteryx taeniolatus (common seadragon)
Lineage: Eukaryota; Metazoa; Chordata; Actinopteri; Syngnathiformes; Syngnathidae
Gene: txndc11
Product: thioredoxin domain containing 11
Exons: 13
Coding region: 222-2690 (822 amino acids)
Source: RefSeq, a predicted model, not a curated record